Molecule: messenger RNA, 638 nt
Organism: Owenia fusiformis
Lineage: Eukaryota; Metazoa; Annelida; Polychaeta; Sabellida; Oweniidae
Source: the annotation of a GenBank genome assembly
AUGAAAGUUUAUCAUUACACUUCAGAAGCCGGCAUCAAAGGCAUUAAGUCAUCAAUGAAGAUAAAACAAUCAACUGAUAAGAAGAAAGAUGCAAUGCUUGGAGAAGGGGUUUAUUUUACAACAAUGACUCCAAGACAACACUCCAAAGAAGAGAUAAUCCGAAAUAAUUGGGAUGGUGCUGUAAUGGCGAUGCAUACAAACAGAUUGGAUUGGGCAAUAGAGUUGGACAUUCCACGAAGUCGACUAAUGAAGAACGAAAGUGAUGGGAGAGAUAUAUUCGCCUUCCCUGGAGAUGUUAACCUGAAUGAUUUCCCACAUCAAUUCAUCAAAGUGGAUGAAGACCUGAACAUGACGAUCCAACCAAUGAUCAUGUAGACUUUGAUGCUAACUAACUAUGGAUUACAAAUAAUACAAUUAGGACUCAUAUAAAUGAUGUAAAAAAUAUAACAAAUAAUAUACACAAAUUAAAAAGAUCUUCUAUGAUCGAGGACAAAUACAUGUACAUGUAUAAGAUUCCAGGUUUUAGUAAUGAUGUUUAUUGAGAAAUAAAAAAGAUGGUUAAUGUUUAGAAAAACAUUUGGGUCAAUUAUUUCAUUCAAGCCCAUCUAUAAACUUUACUUUUAGCAAGGAGAAUCAAC